Nezara viridula (southern green stink bug) is the source of this 2249-nucleotide messenger RNA. Lineage: Eukaryota; Metazoa; Arthropoda; Insecta; Hemiptera; Pentatomidae. The record is from the annotation of a GenBank genome assembly.
CUUAUUUACAGGUAAAUUAUUAAUUAAUUAUGAUUGGUUUUACUUUGUAUGAAUGUUAUUACACAGUAAAAUAUUUUUUUGAAAUAGGAUUGUAAGCCAGAAAAUCAUUUUUAGCUUUGUUUAUAUGCGUGUCAGCGUUGUUUGUAAACUUCUUAACCGUUAGGUUUUGGAUGGCGUUUCUGAGCGUCGCUUGAAAUAUUUUUAGUGAAUUACGUUUAUUUUACAGAUAGCAUGGACCGGCCAGCCAGAUCACUUCGGAGAUUGCCAGCACGAUCUGCUAAAUCUGCUGAGCGGAGUUUAUCCAAAGGCAGGACAGGAAAAGAUGUAGAUUCGCCAAAACCUAGAAUUUCUUCCCCUCGUUUUGCCAGGAGGACCCUGAAGGAACCUGAUCAGAAGGAGACAAUUAUUAAAAAUGCCACUCCACCAAGGAAGAGGUCUAGGUCCAGAUCAAGUGCUAGGAAACGUCAAGAGGCAGUGAAGGAUGUGAAAGAAAUCAGUGAUAAUGAAGUUGUUGAUAAAAUGAAUUCUCGUUCUUCUAAGGCUACAACUGCUGCUCCUGUUGCGAAGCUAGUUUCUAAAAUAAAAGAAGGCAUUGAUCAUGUACGCAAUUCGGUGAGCCCUGAGGUGGAGGACGUUGUGCGCAGAAGUCUUUCUCGAUUUGAAGGGGUUACGACUGAAGUGGUCAGUAACAUUGUCACAAGAAGAGGUUUGUCACGUCAGAGUAGAGCAUCUUCUGCAUCUGUUGUCAUCAAUAGCAUGUCAAAUGUUGCCUCGUCUCAGAGUAAAAUUGAAGAGGAGAUCAUUUUAACUGAAGAGCAAAGUGUUUUGACUAAUCACAUUGGUACGCUUAAGGAGGAGAAGUCCUCUGCUCCUCGAGAUGCCAAGAAAGUGAACUAUCUGAAGGUGUUCGGUCUUGUUCUUCUGGGAAUGGCAAUUUGUGCUCUUGUCGUCUUGUUCCAUGUCGUCUGUUCUAAGGAUGAUUGCCGACUAUCAUUAUCGAAUCUGCCUAAAGCCUUGGAAUACAGCCAGUACUUUGACUCGUAUAUUUGGCCUGUAUACUCUCUUUCUCUGCUGUUGCUCUUUGCUGGCUGUCGUUUUACUUCUGUACGACAAAGGAGGCCUCAACAUUUUUCUAUAUUUGGUGCCAUAGUUGCCAUUCUAGUCAUCAGUUUGAUAUUCGCCAGCCAACGUUAUUUAGGUUGCUUUCGAUUGUUGACAAUCCCACCACUCAUAGGAGCAACUAUUAUCCAUACAUUGGUGCUUGUCCUUUAUGCUGGUAAUUCCAGUAUGCUUGGCAGUAAAGUACAUCUGGAAACGCUUGUUCACAUUACUUCCUCAGUAUUGAUGAUUCUGCUGGGCACAUUCAUUGGUGCUAUAGAAAAUGCUCGGACGACGCCUAACUUCACUGUGUUGUUGUUGGGAGGACUUCAGGUAUCUACUGCCUUGGACCACCUCCUGUUGCCACCGCUCAUGCUGGGACUUGGCCCUAUUGGUAUCUUAUGGCUAUCUCUUCGUCCCUUUUUUCUAUUUUUGUCUCAGACGUACCUCUCUGCCAACAACGUUGUCCUUGGAACAUAUGGAAUGGCAGGUUUAAUGUCAGUUCAUGUCAUCGGUUAUGUUUUAUACAGAUACAGCUCUAGUUUAAAGAUUUUCUUCCUUCAGGAUCCUUAUUCUUCAAAAUUUUCCAAGUAUAACGUUUGCGGAGACUUCAUUGGAGGAGCUUGGGGAGUGGUCAGGCACCCGCAACUUGCAGGUCUGCUCGUCACUGAGUUGUCGUGGGCAUGUACUGUACUGCCUGACUUCCUCGGACUAGUGCUGAUCCUGUUGAGUGUAUUGUCUACAGUGCUUUUAGCUAGGACUGCAGACAGGCGCCUCUCAAGGACUUACAGGGCAAAGAUCACUUCGUCGCUCAUACCAUAUAUACCUGUCUAAAUUAGUUGCUGUAUUGUGUGCUAUUAUGAUAGGACAGAUUGUUUCUUGAGGAAGGCUUUAAGGCAGGGAUCCCCAACGCAAUGCCCAUGGGCCAAGCCAAAUUGUGCCCCUCUAGCCUAAUCUGUAACAGAAAUCACUAUGGCAGCUGGUAACUGAAUUGUGCAGUGUUAUUCAACAAUUUUUUUUAUUUUUAUAAAGUGUUUUUAAAAAUAUAAUUAAUUGUGUUUCUUUAAAAAUAAGUCAUUAAGAUCAUAGCUUCAGCAAUCUUCAUAAUUAUUUUCCUAUUACUUUCACUUGCCUGUAUAUUUUAUUUUUUG